GAAGAGCAUUCUUGCGUUGAAUGGAUCGGAAUUCAAUGUUGAUUAGUCAUUUUCUGAACUUCUUUAGUUAACAGUUAAUCGGCAUGUUUAGUAAGCGGACGUCAUCAGACAUUAGCUAAUAAUAUUGCCUACAAAUAGGAUGGUGGGGCAGUAUCGAACGUAGAGGUACGUUGGGAAGUUAUAACUUACGACGUAGAAGGCGGUAGAAGGCAGAAGGUUCUGACGGAAGGUAACUGAGCGGCGUUGCUUGUAGUAACGUUACAGUAAAAAAUGGCUACUUCGGAUUCGAAGGCGCCGUUGCGUACGGUGAAGCGGGUACAAUUUGGUAUUCUCUCGCCAGAUGAAAUCCGUCGCAUGUCCGUCACAGAUGGCGGAAUACGCUUUCCAGAAACUAUGGAAGGUGGGCGUCCAAAACUGGGUGGUCUUAUGGAUCCAAGACAGGGUGUUAUUGAUAGAAAUUCCAGAUGUCAAACAUGUGCUGGCAAUAUGACAGAAUGUCCUGGCCACUUUGGUCACAUAGAUCUUGCAAAACCAGUAUUUCAUGUAGGAUUCUUAACAAAGACUAUAAAAAUACUAAGAUGUGUAUGCUUCUAUUGUUCCAAGUUGCUUGUCAGUCCUCACAAUCCAAAAAUAAAAGAAGUGAUAAUGAAAACAAAGGGACAACCACGAAAAAGACUCACACACAUUUAUGAUCUGUGCAAAAGCAAGAAUAUUUGCGAAGGUGGAGAUGAAAUGGAUAUUAAUAAGGAGAAUUCAGAGAACCAGCCACCAGUGGAAAGAAAACCUGGUCACGGUGGCUGCGGCAGAUACCAGCCUAAUCUUAGGAGAUCUGGUUUGGAUGUAACCGCAGAGUGGAAACAUGUGAAUGAAGAUUCGCAGGAAAAGAAAAUAGUGCUUACGGCCGAGAGAGCCUGGGAAAUCUUGAAGCACAUUAAAGACGAAGAAUCCUUUAUUCUGGGCAUGGACCCAAAGUUUGCCCGACCUGAUUGGAUGAUAGUCACUGUGUUACCAGUACCACCAUUGUCAGUGAGACCAGCAGUGAUUAUGUAUGGCUCCGCCAAAAAUCAAGACGAUUUGACUCACAAACUGGCAGACAUAAUAAAAUCAAACAACGAGCUAUUACGCAACGAACAGUCCGGUGCAGCUGCGCACGUGAUAUCGGAGAAUAUCAAAAUGUUACAAUUCCAUGCAGCAACAUUGGUCGACAAUGAUAUGCCCGGCAUGCCCAGAGCGAUGCAGAAGUCUGGUAAACCGUUGAAAGCUAUCAAGGCUAGAUUGAAAGGGAAAGAAGGUAGAAUAAGAGGUAAUCUGAUGGGGAAGCGUGUGGACUUCUCCGCGCGUACCGUCAUCACGCCAGAUCCCAACUUGCGGAUCGAUCAAGUGGGCGUGCCGCGCAGUAUAGCACAGAACUUGACAUUCCCAGAGAUUGUAACACCUUUUAAUAUCGACAAGAUGCAGGUACUGGUUAGACGCGGCAAUUCGCAAUAUCCCGGCGCGAAAUACAUAGUUCGCGACAACGGUGAGAGGAUCGACUUGCGUUUUCAUCCGAAAUCGUCUGACUUGCAUCUACAGUGUGGCUACAGAGUGGAACGACACAUCCGAGAUGGUGAUCUGGUGAUUUUCAAUCGCCAACCGACUCUGCACAAAAUGAGUAUGAUGGGUCAUCGCGUAAAGGUGUUACCGUGGAGUACAUUCCGUAUGAAUCUGAGUUGCACAUCGCCCUACAACGCGGACUUCGACGGCGACGAGAUGAAUCUGCAUGUACCGCAGUCGAUGGAGACACGCGCGGAGGUGGAGAACAUCCACGUGACUCCCCGGCAAAUUAUCACACCGCAAGCGAACAAACCCGUCAUGGGAAUCGUGCAGGAUACCUUGACGGCUGUGAGAAAGAUGACAAAGCGCGACGUCUUCAUCGAGAAGGAGCAGAUGAUGAAUUUGCUUAUGUUUCUACCCAGCUGGGACGGCAAGAUGCCACAGCCGUGUAUCCUGAAGCCAAAACCGAUGUGGACCGGUAAACAACUGUUCUCGCUCAUCAUUCCGGGAAAUGUGAAUAUGAUACGAACGCACAGCACACAUCCGGAUGAAGAAGAUGACGGCCCAUACAAGUGGAUCUCUCCGGGUGACACCAAAGUCAUGGUGGAGCAUGGCGAACUCGUGAUGGGUAUUCUUUGCAAAAAGACGUUGGGUACAUCUGCUGGGUCUCUUCUUCAUAUCUGUAUGUUGGAGCUGGGUCACGAGGUCUGCGGACGUUUCUACGGUAACAUCCAAACCGUAAUUAAUAACUGGUUGUUGCUCGAGGGCCACUCAAUCGGUAUUGGUGACACCAUUGCCGAUCCGCAAACCUAUUUGGAGAUCCAAAAAGCGAUCAAGAAAGCGAAAGAAGACGUGAUAGAGGUGAUCCAAAAGGCGCAUAAUAUGGAGCUGGAGCCCACCCCCGGCAACACAUUACGUCAGACUUUCGAGAAUCAAGUGAACAGAAUACUUAACGACGCUCGUGAUAAGACCGGGGGUUCCGCCAAGAAGUCUCUAACUGAAUACAAUAACCUGAAAGCCAUGGUAGUAUCAGGCUCGAAAGGUUCCAACAUUAACAUUUCUCAGGUUAUUGCUUGCGUGGGUCAACAGAAUGUUGAGGGUAAGCGUAUACCAUUCGGCUUCCGCAAGCGAACGCUGCCGCACUUCAUUAAGGACGAUUACGGUCCCGAGUCACGUGGUUUCGUCGAGAAUUCGUACCUCGCCGGUCUCACUCCGUCAGAAUUUUACUUCCACGCGAUGGGCGGUCGCGAAGGACUUAUCGAUACAGCUGUGAAGACGGCCGAAACAGGUUACAUCCAACGUCGUCUAAUAAAAGCUAUGGAAUCAGUCAUGGUGCAUUACGACGGCACCGUAAGGAACUCCGUUGGUCAGCUAAUUCAGCUGCGUUAUGGCGAGGAUGGACUCUGCGGCGAGACCGUCGAGUUCCAGAACUUGCCCACCAUCAAAGUGAGCAACAAAGCAUUCGAGAAGAAAUUCAAAUUUGACCCGACCAACGAGCGGUAUUUGCGUCGUAUAUUCAACGAGGAAAUUGUCCGAGAGAUGAUGGGCUCCGGCGAAGUAAUCUCCGAACUGGAGAGAGAGUGGGAGCAAUUGAACAGGGACCGCACUGUGCUCCGUGAGAUCUUCCCGAGCGGAGAAUCCAAGGUGGUGCUGCCCUGCAAUCUACAAAGGAUGAUUUGGAAUGUGCAAAAGAUAUUCCAUAUUAAUAAGAGAGCGCCGACUGAUCUCAGUCCUAUGAGAGUGAUUCAAGGCGUAAAGGAUCUUUUAGAUAAAUGUAUUAUUGUCGCUGGCGAUGAUAGACUCAGCAAACAGGCGAAUGAGAACGCAACAUUGCUGUUCCGAUGUCUCGUGAGAUCAACUCUGUGUACAAAAUGCGUUUCCGAAGAAUUUAGACUGUCCAGCGAGGCAUUCGAAUGGUUGAUCGGUGAAAUCGAAACGCGAUUCCAACAAGCUCAGGUGUCACCCGGUGAAAUGGUCGGUGCCUUGGCGGCACAGUCACUUGGCGAGCCUGCCACACAAAUGACCCUGAACACUUUCCACUUUGCUGGUGUAUCAUCGAAGAACGUAACCCUCGGCGUACCGAGAUUGAAGGAGAUCAUUAACAUCAGUAAGAAGCCGAAAGCGCCGUCGCUGACGGUUUUCUUGACGGGCGCGGCGGCGCGCGAUGCCGAGAAGGCAAAGAACGUUCUCUGCCGGCUAGAGCACACGACCCUGAAAAAGGUGACGGCUAACACCGCGAUCUACUAUGACCCGGAUCCGCAGAACACAGUGAUCGCCGAAGAUCAGGAGUUUGUUAACGUAUACUACGAGAUGCCGGACUUUGACCCCACGAAGAUAUCGCCGUGGCUGUUGCGUAUUGAGCUAGAUAGGAAACGUAUGACCGACAAGAAAUUAACCAUGGAACAAAUCGCCGAAAAGAUCAAUGCUGGAUUCGGCGACGAUCUCAAUUGCAUAUUCAACGAUGAUAACGCUGAGAAACUUGUCCUGCGUAUUAGAAUAAUGAAUAGCGAUGACAACAAGUUCCAGGAGACGGAUGAAGAACCAAUGGACAAAAUGGAGGACGAUAUGUUCUUGCGAUGUAUCGAGGCAAACAUGCUCAGUGACAUGACUUUGCAGGGUAUCGAAGCAAUUGGAAAAGUAUACAUGCAUUUACCACAAACAGACGCUAAAAAGCGCAUCGUCAUCACAGAGACUGGCGAGUUUAAGGCAAUUGCGGAAUGGCUUUUAGAAACGGACGGGACGAGCUUAAUGAAAGUUCUAAGCGAACGUGACGUUGAUCCUGUCCGAACGUUCAGUAACGAUAUCUGCGAGAUAUUCCAAGUACUCGGCAUCGAGGCCGUGCGUAAAUCAGUAGAAAAGGAGAUGAAUGCUGUAUUGCAGUUCUACGGUCUCUACGUGAAUUAUCGUCAUCUCGCUUUACUUUGCGACGUCAUGACAGCAAAGGGUCAUCUUAUGGCCAUCACUCGUCACGGAAUCAAUAGGCAAGAUACAGGUGCUCUUAUGAGAUGUUCCUUCGAAGAAACAGUUGACGUGUUAUUGGAUGCGGCUUCUCACGCGGAAGUUGACCCAAUGCGAGGAGUAUCUGAGAACAUUAUAAUGGGCCAGCUUCCACGCAUUGGAACGGGUUGUUUUGAUCUACUGCUGGACGCCGAGAAGUGCAAGGCCGGUAUUGAAAUUCCUAUAGCAGUCGGUGCGGGUGUGAUGGGAUCUGCUGGCAUGUUCUUCGGUAGCGUUCCUGGCAUGUCCAGUAUGAGUCCUCAGAUGACACCGUGGAUGGGAGCUACUCCCGGUUAUGGUGCGUCGAGCAUGUCACCAGCAAUGAGCAGCGGCAUGACGCCUGGAGGUGCAUGUUUCUCGCCCUCGGGCGCUUCAGAUGCAUCGGGCAUGUCUCCAGCGUACUCAGCUUACUCGCCACAACCGGGAAGUCCUGGUAGUCCAGGUCCGAGCAUGAGUCCAUUCCCGAUGUCGCCGGCAGGUGCCGCUUCGCCAAGUUAUUCACCUACUUCGCCUGCGUACCUGCCCACGUCACCCAGUAUGACACCAUCGAGUCCGAACUACUCUCCCACAAGCCCAACUUAUUCACCAACAAGUCCGAACUAUUCACCGACGUCUCCGAGUUACUCGCCGACGUCUCCAAGUUAUUCACCUACAUCGCCUAGCUAUUCACCUACGUCGCCGAGUUACUCACCUACGUCGCCCAGUUAUUCACCAACGUCACCCAGUUAUUCACCGACUUCACCGAGUUACUCGCCCACUAGCCCGAGUUACUCGCCUACAUCACCUAGUUACUCGCCAACGUCACCUAGUUACUCGCCUACAUCGCCGAGUUAUUCACCCACGUCACCGAGUUAUUCACCCACCAGUCCAAGUUAUUCACCGACGUCGCCGAGUUACUCGCCGACGUCACCCAGUUAUUCACCAACAUCACCAAGCUAUUCACCUAGCUCGCCGAACUACACGCCCGCUUCGCCGAGUUAUUCGCCGACCUCGCCGAGCUACUCGCCUAGCUCGCCGCAAUAUUCCCCGGCCAGUCCCAGCUAUUCCCCCAGCAGUCCAAAGUACUCGCCUACUUCCCCAAGUUAUUCACCAACUUCACCGUCCUUCGCUGGCACAUCACCACAAUAUACACCUGCGAGUCCUACGUAUUCGCCUACCAGUCCGACAUAUUCGCCAACCAGUCCGUCGUACUCGCCUAGCUCGCCGCAACACACAGCCUCUGGUAGCACCAGGUACUCGCCAAGCAGUCCGAACUAUUCGCCGACGAGUCCAACCUAUUCGCCUACAAGUCCGCAAUAUUCACCAUCGAGUACCAAGUAUUCACCCACGUCCCCUACUUAUACACCGACAAGUCCAAGUUACUCACCUACAAGUCCGACUUAUUCGCCGCCAGUACCGGGGUACUCGCCCACGAGUCCUACGUAUUCGCCAGCAUCGCCCGCGUAUGAAGCGGACGAUUAACGCUGAUUAUGUUUAUUAAAAAUUGUUUAUUGCUACUACAUGCUGUAUAUAGUGAUCAGUAUUGGGCAUGUACAUUUGUUUAGAAAUGAGCUACUGAUAUAUUUGGUUUUGAUAA
This is a messenger RNA of Harpegnathos saltator (Jerdon's jumping ant), 6106 nucleotides long. RefSeq names its product RNA polymerase II subunit RpII215 (gene RpII215). The coding region runs from base 271 to 5991 and encodes 1906 amino acids. Gene Ontology annotation, molecular function: DNA binding. Gene Ontology annotation, cellular component: RNA polymerase II, core complex. The transcript is spliced from 9 exons. Lineage: Eukaryota; Metazoa; Arthropoda; Insecta; Hymenoptera; Formicidae. Gene Ontology annotation, biological process: transcription by RNA polymerase II. The record is from RefSeq and is a predicted model, not a curated record.